AGAUGAUCGACGAUGAUGUUGUGUGCGCAACCUACCCUUCACCACUCUACUUGCACAUCCACCACGACACCGCGCUUCGCACCAUUAUCAGUGGACUCAAGUCAAAGUAGGGAAGCGCAGGGGCACUAGCAGCUACUUCCGAGCCUCUUUUCUUUGAGUUGCAAGAUGGCAGACUCGAUCUACGCACCCCGUCCGGACCAGCAAGCUGAAGCUGAAGCUGCUGCAAGUCAAGCAGGCACCAGCAUCGACUCUCCAGACGGCGCUGCAAGUCAAGAUCAGGACCAGGACAUGCUUCCUGCUCCUCCUCCACACCCGCACCUCAAGCAGCCCAAGCUAUUCGUGUCUGGUCUGGAUCCCAACUUGUCAGACAAGGACAUCGUUGGCAGCGUCUUUGAACAGUACCUCCCUGUUCGCUUGCGUCUUGAUCGCGAAACCGCGGAAGCUCAAGGCACGCCUGCCAGCGGCACUGUCGAGUUUCAGUCUCUGACAUCAGCGGAGAAAGCUUUGGCGACUAUUCGGGGGGGAGUGCACCUCAGCACUAGCGAGCAAGCAGAGGAUCCUGUCAGCGGCAGCAAAUCCAAGCCACGCCUCAUCAAGCAGCUUCCACCUGGCACAGAAGAUGUGGACGUGUACGACUUGUUCCGACCUUAUGGUCCUCUGGUCAGAGCCAAUCGCAUCCUCACAAAUCCAGCUGGUCAGCACACCGGCUUCAGAGGCAUGGCCCUGGUAGAGUACUUUGAGGAGGAGCACGCGCAGGCUGCACAGAACGAGCUUCACUGCACAGACUAUCAAGGCAAGACCAUCUCCGUCGCCAUCGACAAUGUCGCUCGCAGGCCCAGCGCGGCCAAUCAGCACGCAUUCAGUCCCUCCGCUGCAGUCUUUGUUCCCGGCGGUGGUGGCAGCUUCAACGCGUCAGCACCGGCGUUCAGGCCGCCAGGGCAGACCAACAACGGUUCUGGCUCUUCCAUCUACGCAUCGCAGCCAGCCCCUCCUCAGUUGAACCAGCAGCAAGUGGGGCCAAUCAUUCCCGUUCCUGGCACGAAUUUGCAGUACAGCGCUUCAGCUGCUACGUACAUCGAUCCUUGCAACCUCUUCUGCAAGAAUUUGGACCCGGAAAUCGACUCCAACGACUUGUUCAACGCUUUCAAGUCGUUUGGCAAGAUCGUCUCUGCCAGGGUCAUGCGGGACGAUAGCGGGGUAAGCAGGGAAUUUGGCUUUGUCAGUUACACCAACGCCGACGACGCGAGUAGAGCGUUACACGCAAUGAACAAUACCCAAAUGGGCGCAAAGCAGAUGAGCGUCAGGCUGCAUGAACCCAAGCGGAUGCGGGAGCAAAAAUUGGCAGCCAAGUUCGGUGGCGCAUCGGCGGACAGCCCACCUAUCAGCGCGGGUGGAGCAGCCUCGGAAACGAACGGCAGUCCAAGCGGUACGCCUCAAGUGGAGCACACGGCUGCUGUCAGGAACGCAAACAAGAGGCAAAGUAACAGCUACUUCAAAGCUGCCAUGGAGAACUCUGGAACCAUUUUGGAUCACGGCGAGCUGGCUGCUAUGAGCCCUGCUGUCCGCAACGAGAUGGUGGCUGGAGAAUUCACAAGAAGAGUCAAGGACUUGCCCACUGUCAAACCCAGUCAGGUCCAAGACAUCGUUCUCGAACUGCUGAAGCUCAAGCUUGCCGAGCAGGUCGAAGCUCUGAACAAUCCCAUCGAGCUGAUCCAGCGCGUCAGCGAUGCGCGCGACGUGCUGCCCCCUUCACCAGUCCAGUCAAGACCUGCUCAACCUUCCGGCCUAUUGGGUGUGCCUAUCAACCCUUCUGGCAGCCUGGCCGGCACGGACGGCGCCAGCUUCGUCUCGACAGCGCCCGCAUCGGCUAAGGAGCGAGAGCGCUUGCUGAGAGCGGUCACCAACUCCGUGCCCAGUGGAAGUCCAGUCGAGGACAUCACAGACAUGCUCGUGAGCCUGAACAAAAAGGAGCGAGCUUUGUGUCUUUUCAAUCCUGAAUUUUUGAAACAAAAAGUCGAGGAGGCCAAGGAGAUUUUGGACAUUUCGGAGGCCGAUUCGGACGAGGGUCCCGCUGGAUCCAUCGCAUCUGGUGCAGCUGGCGCUACGACUGGAGGCGGCAAGACGAGAAUUACACCUGCAGCACUCGCAGCCGUCUCCGAGGCCGGCGUAUCUUCUUCAGAGGUGGCCGCAUCUGCCCAAACGCACACUUUGGCUAGUCUAGCACGCUUGCCUGCCAUCGAGAUCGUCCGCCUGGCCACAUCGCCAAACUCGUCUGGAUCAGCUGGGCUGCCGUUGCCCAAGGCGGACGCAUCCGUCUCCCAGUCGACCAACGCGUUCAUCGAUUCUUUGAGCAGCAAGCCGCCGCAAGAUCAGAAGCAAGCAGUUGGAGAACAGCUCUACAAAAAGGUCAAGAGCUUCGGCGUGAAGGGAGCGCCCAAAAUCACCAUCACCUUGCUGGAUUCCGAAGAUCUUCGAUCUCUUGCCCAUCUCAUGAACUCCUACCCAGAGGUUCUGAGAGAAAAAGUUUUGCUCACUCCGGCAAAAUAGAGGUCCCAUCUGACAUCUGUCGAUCCGCACGCCCCCCAAAGCGACCCUGCUGAGCCUCUUCAAAAUACCCUUUUGCAUUCUUUCUCACCCCAGCAACUUGGCAACGGUCGCGAUCGCACCCGUUUCGCCCUUCACAAUCUUUUGUCAAUGCGUUCCCCAUCGUUCUCGUCUGUCCCGGCAAUCGGCGACACCUGCUGCAAGCCUUGUCCCCAUCAUUCACUUCGGUGCCCUAUCCAGCCGUCCGAUGUGAAAUGACACACAUUGUCACGCACUGCUUGUCUGGGAAUGCCCAGCGGGGGCGAC
Molecule: messenger RNA, 2850 nt
Organism: Ceraceosorus guamensis
Lineage: Eukaryota; Fungi; Basidiomycota; Exobasidiomycetes; Ceraceosorales; Ceraceosoraceae
Exons: 3
Coding region: 166-2547 (793 amino acids)
Cellular component (GO): cytosol
Molecular function (GO): mRNA binding
Source: RefSeq, a predicted model, not a curated record